Aspergillus tubingensis is the source of this 876-nucleotide messenger RNA. Its product is annotated as bZIP transcription factor. The coding region runs from base 1 to 876 and encodes 291 amino acids. The record is from RefSeq and is a predicted model, not a curated record. Lineage: Eukaryota; Fungi; Ascomycota; Eurotiomycetes; Eurotiales; Aspergillaceae. The transcript has 2 exons.
AUGCAGCUGGAACGGUUAUCACAUCCCGCACUGGCCGCAGCCCCCGAGGAUGACUGGAGCGGAGUGAGCAGUCGAGUUAUACGGCGCCGAGUGCAGAAUCGCCUCAAUCAGAGGGCCUAUCGAGCACGUCAACGGAAAGCUGGCGUUCUAUCGGGUGCCGCAAACAGUAUCCACAACCCAUCAUCCCCGAGCUCUCCACAUCCUCAAAGCCCACUUCCCCCUUCGGGUACAAUUACAUGUAGACUAUCCAAGGCCGAGCAUGUCCGAUGCACAUUUGCCCCUCCAGAUGUUCACGAGCUGAUGGCCGACUUUGAAACCGGGGCUUUGCAUCGCUACCUGGGCGGAUCCCCACAGACCGACAUGCUUCUGAAUCUAAGCAGAAUGAACGUGCUCCGGGCAGCCUACCAGAAUGCCCUUGCUUUAGGCAUGACUGCUGAGUGGCUGUGUCUCGAUGAUACUAUUUCCAUUUUCUCGCUCGAUGGCCCCCAUGUCGUCCCGAAGGAUCAUGUCGGCAUUCCCUACAGCCUGCGCCCAACAGCCCUACAGCGUGCGACUCCACAUCAUCCAUGGCUUGAUGUCUUCCCGUUCCCUAGCAUGAGAGAUAAUCUCAUCCGAGCAGGCGAUGAUCUUGAUGACGAUGAGCUCUGCCACGAUUUAACGGCUUUCUGGGAUACGCGUAGCAGUAAUGCUACGCUCCUCGUGUGGGGAACACCCUGGGAUCCGGGGAACUGGGAGGUUACAGAAGAUUUUGCUAAGAAGUGGGAGGUAUUUCUUCGAGGGUGUCCGGAAAUUCUGCGUUCAACGAACAGUUGGAGGGCUAGGAGAGGAGAGAAGCCUUUGAUAUGGGAACGCAUCUUUACUUUCGUCGAUACAUGA